AUGUCCUCUACCACUGCUACCGCAUGGACAAGAAGACGAGAACGAAGCACUCGCAAGCGCAAAAAGACGUCCAAAUGCCGAAGUAGUCUCCAGCUGGACUUGGAGCAUGCCAUUCAAAUGCCACGAGGCGUCCAUCGCACCAUGGAUUUGGUGCGAGCCGCGCAUCCGCACGACAUUCCGGCCUUGAAUGACUACAGUCCUUUGACAGAUGUCAUCUUGCUCACGGGCUCGACGUAUACGCGACGCCGUGGCAAUCGGAUUCCUGCCGACUUGAUGCCGACUAUCAAGAGUCUCAUCCAACUCUGUCACGACCGUGGCAUUUCCAUGGAUGGAGGACGCAAACUGGGCGAUUCCAUUAUGCAACGACCGUUGGUGUUGGCCGCGUAUUAUGGAUUUCGAGAUUUGGUGGAGGCACUGUUGGAUCUGGGGUCUACUACCGUCGACAAGGCCGAUGGAGAAGACAGAACGGCAUGGCACGCUGCCCUUGCAAAUCCUGCCGGUCAAAAUCAUAUCUUGCGAGACUGUGACAAGGAAAUUGCACAACUGCUCGUGCAGCGGGGUUUCGUGACGGCCAGUCUCAAGGAUUGGAAACAACAACACGCAAAAGGAUCUCUCAUGUACAUGAAUGGGGACGCCAUACACGGAUCGGCCCUCUUGACGGCCAUUCGCCACAAAAAUCAUGCGGCUGUACAAUUCUUGGUACACCAUGGGGCCGUAUUGACAGAUCGAGAUUACUUGGCGUUGACGCGCAAGCGAGGUGGUACGGCGCAAUUGGAAGCUGCCGUCUCCAGACUUGUUCUGGACAAUAAUCAACACGCAUCAUCAUCUCUUCAACAACAACACGUAGUCAUUAUGAAAUGCUGGUCCAUUCACACGGAUUGGUCCUUUCCACCAACGUGGAAAGUGGCCAUUCAACUCUCCAGCUACUGUGGAUUGCCUCGAGAAAUCUUUGAGGAUCAUGUGCGGCCCUACUUGGCGAGAGACUGGUUCUAUUGCAAAGAACAACGAAAUGGUCCUUUGCCGGCGCCGUUGCGAGCGUCGUUGGAAUGA
Messenger RNA from Seminavis robusta, 1050 nucleotides. Lineage: Eukaryota; Bacillariophyta; Bacillariophyceae; Naviculales; Naviculaceae. The record is from the annotation of a GenBank genome assembly.